CUCGGGAGUUGCAGGUUUUAGGGCCAGGCAAAAGAUUGUAGGAAGGUGAAUUCCCAGCAAAUCAGAGCUCGGAAUUCCACAAUCUUUUGCACCCCCCCUAAAUACUGCAACUCCCGCAGUGUCUGUCUUGAACGUAUCAUGGCUGUGGGCACCGCGAGACUGCCGACCAGGCAAACAAUUGGCUCGGGCAUUGAGUGGCGUACCAGUUCCAUCUCCAUCUACGAUGGUCCCUGUCGACACCUUACUCGGCACAUCAGGGCCGAGGUAUACUAUCGUUCAGUCUAACACCGAACUGUCCGAGCCAAUAUGUUUAGCGCGGUUACACACCCAUCCCCUUGCUAGCGACUUGGCUCUCCGGCCUCACGUACCACUUCGUUCUUCUAAGGCUGGGCCUUCUGUAUCUUACCACUGACGACCUCUGAUUUGACGCAGGGGUUUCAUAGUACCGACUAUAGGUGCGGGCCGCCUAAGGACGUUCCUUUACCCUCUCCUCGGAGCUGCCUCCUAAGCUAUGUCAGACAUGACUUAUCAAUUGCGAUCCGAGAAGGAUUUCGUUGUCAAGUCUCUAUACACCGGGCAGGAAAAGAGCGGUAUUGUGAUAUUGAUUGCUGCAUCGGCGAUCUCAUGCGUGGCAGUCUUGGGCCUUCUCUCUGCCAUUUCACUGUCUGCAUUCAAUACCCGCACUUCUGCCAGUCCGCAUCUCUUUGUCCGUACCCAUGUCGCGGCCUAUUUCAUGUCCUUAAUGGUCUCAGACCUUAUGCAAGUGGUCGGUUCCAUUAUGAAUGCUAAAUGGGUGCAUGAGAUGGCGGUGACCUAUGAGCAUUUCUGCACUAUCCAAGCGUGUAUCAAGCAGGCCGCUGACAUCGGUCUCGCCUUGUGGUCUUUGAUUAUAGCUGUUCAUACCUUCAACGUUCUCUUCUUACGCUUGGAGGUGCCUCGUGUCGCCCUGUACGUGACCAUAGUGGGUGGGUGGUCUACAGUGGCUGCGCUAGUGAUUGCAGGGCCGGCUACUUCGAGUAAUCAGGACGGGCCGUUCUAUGGUAUUUCAGGAUACUGGUGUUGGAUAACAGACCUGUACGCGACGAAGCGAUUUGUCCUGGACUAUAUGAUAAUGUUUAUCUCCGCUUUACUGAGCUUCGUCCUAUACGCUCUGAUAUUCCUACGCUUGCGCGGGAUCCUCAUCGUAGAAGGCAGACAUAUCAGCUUCCGAGUGCGUCCCGCCCUAUCGGGAUCCCUUGGGAACAGAAUGAAUGAAUCAUAUGUGGCAUCUGUCACGAGGCGUAUGCUUUUGUAUCCGAUCGCCUAUACCAUCAUUAUAUUACCCAUUGCAGUGGUCCGCUUUGUCGAGUGGUCCGGCCACAAUGUUUCAUUCUCUCUGACUAUUGCAUGCGAUACGGUCUACCUUUUCUCAGGGGCCAUCAACGCCAUCCUAUUCUCAACGACUCGACGGAUUCUGCCACCCCGCAGCGUCCUCGGAAAACUCGCGAUCUCCAAGCCGCAUCUGAUCGAGAGCUCUUCGGCAGUGGAAUCAACGCUGGCGCCGGAGAACGACCCAUACUAUGCCCACGCCGGCGCUUAUGCCAAGAAGAAAGGCGCUGGUCAGCUCGCUGACGAUGAGCCGCCCAUGCUGGACAGCCCAGACCCUGAGACAUCCUCAGUUGAGCAUUCUGAGUAUUCAUUCGACUCGGAGUCCACUGUUCCGCAUCUUUAUCCGUGUCCGGCACAUAUGCCUCCCAUUAGACCUCAGCGCGGCCACGAGGCGCAAACCUUGUAUAGCACUGAGAGCGCGCCAGGGAUAUCGGGUGCGAGUCAUGAGCGAUUCUAGGCGGGUUAUGAACGAUUCCCGAUGCUGCGCUCGUUCCUUGCAGGGACAAGAGUUUGUUGUGUAUAUUAUUACAAUACAUGCAACCGUAUCAUUACGGCGACUCAUCAUC
Gloeophyllum trabeum ATCC 11539 is the source of this 1934-nucleotide messenger RNA. RefSeq lists its product as uncharacterized. Gene Ontology annotation, molecular function: G protein-coupled receptor activity. The transcript has 15 exons. NCBI's taxonomy places the organism in Eukaryota, Fungi, Basidiomycota, Agaricomycetes, Gloeophyllales, Gloeophyllaceae. Gene Ontology annotation, biological process: adenylate cyclase-activating G protein-coupled receptor signaling pathway. The record is from RefSeq and is a predicted model, not a curated record. Bases 512 to 1825 code for a protein of 437 amino acids. Gene Ontology annotation, cellular component: plasma membrane.